This is a messenger RNA of Rosa rugosa (rugosa rose), 3233 nucleotides long. RefSeq names its product probable LRR receptor-like serine/threonine-protein kinase At1g56140. Gene Ontology annotation, biological process: protein phosphorylation. Gene Ontology annotation, molecular function: ATP binding; protein binding; protein kinase activity. Bases 65 to 3121 code for a protein of 1018 amino acids. Lineage: Eukaryota; Viridiplantae; Streptophyta; Magnoliopsida; Rosales; Rosaceae. The transcript is spliced from 25 exons. The record is from RefSeq and is a predicted model, not a curated record.
CACAGGGUGUUUGAAUUGAUCGAUUGAUCACUCUCUCUCUCUCUCUCUCUCUCAGUUUGAAUUCAUGUCAGGAACUUCACUAGAACUUUGGGUGCUAGUUUGGGGCAGCUGCAGCUUCAUCUUCAUCUUUGGUUUUGCUGACAUAGCAGAAGCUCAGGCCACCACAUAUCCUUCUGAAGCGCGAGCUCUGAGUUCAAUCUUCCAGCAAUGGCAGAUUGAGGCCAAAUGGAACAAAACCAGAGAUCCAUGCAGUGGAGCGGCCAUUGACGACUCCAUCGACUUCGGCAACGAAGCUUACAACCCUUUGGCCAAAUGCAACUGUUCAAACUCCGCUUGCCACAUUACCCAACUGAAAGUUUCUACAUUGGAGGUUGUUGGCGUAAUUCCGGAACAGCUAUGGACUCUGAAGUUUCUCACUCAUCUCGAUUUAGGUCACAAUCACUUGACAGGACCUCUCUCUGCAUCAAUUGGAAAUCUGAGCAGCUUGCAAUAUUUGAGCUUAGGCCAUAACAUGUUGUCAGGCCAGCUACCAAAGGAACUCGGAAAUCUCUCUAAUUUGACAUUCUUGGCUAUUGGGACUAUGAACUUUUCCGGUGGUCUACCACAUGAGCUAGGGAAUUUAUUAAAUUUACAACAGAUUUACUUGGAUAGUUCUGGAGUUAGCGGUGAGAUUCCACCGACGUUUGCUAAUCUACGAAACUUGACCAUAUUCCGGGUGUCAGACACAGAACUCUCUGGCAGGAUACCUGACUUCGUAGGAUAUUGGUCAAAGCUUACUUCCUUGGUAUUUCAAGGGAACUCUUUUGAAGGUCCUAUACCAGCUACACUGUCCAAUCUGACUUCUCUUGAGGAGCUGAGAAUUAGUGAUAUAAUAUCUACUGCCAGUGGGAACUCUUCUCUUGGAUUUAUUAAGGAUAUGAAGUCAAGAUCUCUAAAAGUCCUAGUGCUGCGAAAUAACAAUAUUUCUGAUUCAAUUCCUUCUAAUAUUGGAGAGUUGCAAAGUUUGUAUCACCUGGAUUUAAGCUUCAACAAUUUAGCAGGAGUAAUACCACCUUCCCUGUUUAAUUUGCGUUCGCUCAAAGCCCUGUUUCUUGGAAACAACAAGUUGAGUGGUAACCUUCCUGAAAAUAAAAGCUCGUCUCUUGUCAAUGUAGAUCUGUCUUACAAUAAUCUAGUAGGGUCGAGCUUUCCUUCUUGGGUGAACGAAGACUUACAGCUUAAUUUAGUUGCCAACAACUUCAGCACAGAAAAUUCAAACAGCAGAUCUUUGCCUUCAGGGUUGGAAUGCCUCCAAAGGAACUUUCCUUGCAAUGUUAACCCUGGAAUCCAUCCUGACAUUGGGAUUAAAUGUGGUGGUCCUCAGUUCACGUCUUCCAAUGGGAUUGUGUAUGAUCAGGAAAAUGAGAUCCUUGGUCCAGCUACAUAUUUUGUGACUGGCACAAGCAGAUGGGGAGUUAGCAAUGUUGGUAUUAAAACAGAGUAUCAGGAUGGAUAUAUCACGGGACACAUUCCUGAGUAUACAGUUUCCUCGUCAUCUCAAUUCACGAAUACUUCAGAUCCUGAGCUAUUCCGGACUGCAAGGAUCUCUGCUUCAUCACUUAGAUACUAUGGCUUGGGGCUGCAGAAUGGUGUCUACACAGUCAAACUUCAGUUUGCAGAACAAAAAAUCCCAGAUACUCCAAAAAAUCUUGGGAGACGUGUAUUUGAUAUAUAUAUCCAGGGAAUUCGAGUUUGGAAGGAUUUUGAUAUACGAAAGGAAGCAGGUGGGAAAUCUUUGCAAGCCGUUCAGAAGGAAUGUAAGGCCCAGGUUUCACAGAACUACCUUGAAAUUCAUCUCUUUUGGGCUGGAAAGGGGACUUGCUGCGUACCUGAGGUUGGUACUUAUGGACCUGUUAUUUCAGCCAUCAGUGCUACACCAGAUUUCCUACCUACUAUCGUUCCGAACCAUUCAACUAGUAAGAAGAAUAGGACGGGGCUGAUUGUGGGGAUUGUUGUCGGUGGUGGAGUACUUUUGAUUCUAUUGUUGUUGGUUUUCUGUAUAGUUCAAAGAAGUAAAAGGAUUAACACCAGUAAAAAUGAAGAUCUGUUGGGAAUAGAUAUUGGACCACUCACUUUCAGUUUUUCAGAGCUAAAGACAGCUACAGAUGACUUUAGUCCAGUGAAUAAGAUUGGAGAGGGAGGAUUUGGACCUGUCUAUAAAGGUACUCUUAAUGAUGGAAGAGUAAUUGCCGUGAAGCAAUUGUCUGCAGCAUCCCAGCAAGGAAAAAAUGAGUUUGUAGCUGAAAUUGCCACCAUAUCUGCCGUGCGACACAAUAACCUAGUGAAUUUGCAUGGAUUCUGCACUGAGGGAGUUAAACGGCUCCUUGUCUAUGAGUAUCUGGAAAACAAGAGUCUUGAUCAUGCAUUAUUUGCAGGAAAAAGAAGUUUGAAUCUUGAUUGGUCAUCAAGAUUUGAUAUAUGCUCGGGCGUGGCUAAAGGUUUGACUUAUCUCCAUGAGGAAUCAAGGGUUCGGAUUGUACACAGAGAUGUGAAGGCCAGUAAUAUUCUGCUCGACUCUAAUCUCAUCCCCAAAAUAUCAGAUUUCGGUUUGGCCAAGCUUUAUGAUGAUAAAAAGACCCACAUCAGUACUCGUGUUGCGGGAACAAUUGGGUAUCUUGCACCGGAAUAUGCCAUGCGCGGACACCUGACACAGAAGACUGAUGUGUUUGCCUUUGGUGUUCUUGCUCUAGAAAUUGUCAGUGGUAGGCCAAAUUCUGAUCGGAGCUUGGAAGGCGAGAUGAUUUAUCUUCUCGAAUGGGCUUGGCACUUGCAUGAAAACAAACGGGAAGUUGAACUAGUGGACUCUAGGUUAUCAGAAUUCAAUGAGGAAGAGGCAAGACGAAUAACCAAGAUAGGACUUUUGUGCACUCAAACAUCACCAAUGCAGCGACCACCGAUGUCGCGUGUGGUGGGAAUGCUUUCAGGAGAUAUUGAAGUAAUGACAGUAACUUCAAAGCCUAGUUACUUGACAGACUGGGAAUUUGACGAUGCAAGUAUUUUGGGGGAUCCAGGGCAGCUUUCUACAAAUGCCACGGAUGCCUUGCUUCAUUAUGUUGUUGAUACCCAAUCCCUACCGACCUAAUGUUGUUAUUAUUGAUGUUAUUAUAAUUUUUAUUUUUUUAUUUUACUGUGUUUUAUUCGGUUUGUAUCAGUUACACAUUUUCGUUUGAUGAUAAUUUGAAAUUUUGAAUCUA